This is a messenger RNA of Lobosporangium transversale, 1394 nucleotides long. RefSeq names its product Pre-mRNA cleavage complex II protein Clp1-domain-containing protein. Gene Ontology annotation, molecular function: polynucleotide 5'-hydroxyl-kinase activity. The coding region runs from base 81 to 1379 and encodes 432 amino acids. The record is from RefSeq and is a predicted model, not a curated record. NCBI's taxonomy places the organism in Eukaryota, Fungi, Mortierellomycota, Mortierellomycetes, Mortierellales, Mortierellaceae. The transcript has 4 exons. Gene Ontology annotation, cellular component: nucleus; mRNA cleavage factor complex. Gene Ontology annotation, biological process: tRNA splicing, via endonucleolytic cleavage and ligation.
GAAAAAAAAAUAAAAGUAAAAAAAAAAAAAAAUAAAGCCUCAAUUGAACGCCCUCUUAUCUCAUUCAUAAUAUUAAAGAUAUGGCUCAGGAAUCACCCAAGGAAUGGACCCUCGAGGAAGAGAACGAGCUACGUCUUGAGAUUGACUUUGGCAUUAAAGUCAAGCUCCGUCUUCUCAAUGGAACAGCUGAAAUAUUCGGAACAGAACUUGCACAGAAUAUCGACUAUGAAUUCUCGGGACGAAAAAUUGCUGUCUUUACGUGGCAUGGAUGCAAACUUCAGAUCCAAGGCAACUGUAGUGUUGAAUAUAUUGCAAAUGAGACCCCAAUGAUGGCCUACCUAAACAUGCACAUGGCUCUGGAGCAGCGUCGUGUUCUUGCCACACAAAACAAUGGACAAGGACCAAAGGUGCUGAUUGUAGGACCAAAUGAUGUAGGAAAAACAUCACUAUCAAAGAUGCUGCUCAGCUAUGCAUUGAGACAGGAUCGCCAACCAAUCUAUGUUGAUCUGGACUGUAGUGAAGGAUCGAUCACCAUGCCUGGCUGUUUGACUGCUACCCCAUUAACAGAGAUGAUUGAUGUGGAGGAAGGCUUUGGCUCCUCUGCCACCUCUGCUCCAACCGCUGGUUCUGCAGUGAUGCCUCUAGCCUAUUACUAUGGACUUCCAUCGCCCAAGGAUAAUGUCAAGUUGUAUAACAUGUUAAUGGCACGACUUGCUCAAUCAGUAGACAAAAGGCUUCAAGAGGAUCAAGCAGCACGGAGAUCAGGCAUUGUGAUCGAUACAAAUGGACUGAUCGAUGCGACUGGAUACGAAAUCAUUGCGAACUGCAUCAAAGCAUUUUCAGUCGAUGUGAUCAUUGUCCUUGGUCAUGAAAGGCUCUACAGUGAUAUGAGAAGACUCCAUCAAAAGACAGAUGUCUCUGUCAUCAAGCUGACCAAAUCUGGAGGUGUUGUCGAGCGCGAUCAUGCUUUCCGACGUCAGACACAGAACCAAAAGAUACGCGAGUAUUUCUAUGGCACUUCCAAGUCAGAACUGGCUCCUUACUCAACCAUGGUCAAUUAUCAUGAUAUCGAGAUCUUGCAAGUCGGAGAAGGAUCUUUGGCUCCAUCCUCUGCUCUUCCUAUUGGUGAGGAUCGUAAAGUGUCAGAGACACAUGUGGUCAAGGUCGAACCAGGUGAACAUCUCUUGCACUCCAUCCUCGCUGUUUCCAAUGCGGACAAAAUGAAGGAACAAGAAAUCUUGGAAACAAACAUUGCAGGGUUUGUCUAUAUCUCUGAGAUUCAUGAUGUCAGGAAAAAGAUGACCGUGCUCUCGCCUUGUCCUGGCAGAAUACCCAAGAGGUUUUGGUGGCUCGGGAGCCUCAAGUGGGCUGAAGAUUAGAAUAGAAAGCAGAGU